Microbotryum saponariae is the source of this 2663-nucleotide messenger RNA. The record is from the annotation of a GenBank genome assembly. Lineage: Eukaryota; Fungi; Basidiomycota; Microbotryomycetes; Microbotryales; Microbotryaceae.
AUGUCAACGCGCGCGGGCUCGUCGCUCGUCGUACGCCCUGGCCCGACUACCUACGCUCGCACCCAGCCCUACCCCAACACCUCGUUGCCCUAUCCGACGCCCGGCUCGAGCUCGUCGUCCCGUCCUCACGGCUACGGCGCUCAGGCCGGCGGUCGUCCUUAUGGCGUCGGCAACGCUGGGGCGUCGGCUGCUUCGGCCGCCGCAUCAAGUCAUGCUCAUCUAGGCGGAAGGGCCCUGGCGAGGGAGCGCUGGGCCGCUCAUUUCGGCGGAGGUCAGUCUCGUGUGUUGGGUGCGACGACGCGUUCAGAGCCACUGUGGAUGUGGUCCUCGUCGUCGCGAGAGAGCGAGCGCACCCACCCCAUCGAGGAGCACCAUUCUCACGACUGAACCCUCUACGCUCUCAUCUUCCUCAACAGCUCACUACUUGGAACCAGGGCCUCACAACCGUCUCACCCUGUCCUUGCGAUCCGGCCUCGCCGGUGAGAUCGAUUUCGCGCUCGAACGGCUCGUCCAAGUCGCAGGCACAGAUCCCGACCUACUGCGAUUACCCGACUUUCCCGGACUCAUCGAUGCGCUCAUCGGCAUCAUCAACUCCUACCUCGACGUCAAGCAGGCGCAACGUGCGACCGUCCGAGCCCACCUAAACGCGCUCUCCGUUGACCACAAACGAGAGACCUGGCGAAGAAGGGCGUGCGAGGCCGGACUCGUCAUUCGCAACAUCGCUUUGGAACGGUCUAGCGCCAAGCUGCUGCAGACGAGCAAGAAGCUGCCGGCUUUGAUCGCGGACGUGCUCGACGAAGGCGCGAGGGACGGACCCGAGGGGGAAGAGAUCGCCGAGCUACGGCUCCAUGUCCUCGAACUGCUCGAAGUCAUCGCCGAGCAUGUACCUCUCACGCUGCCAGGCUAUGCGAUUGCGACGCUCAAGGAGGCAUCAGGUCACGGCAAUGGUCCGUCGAAGCGAGCACCCGAACCGGCUUCAUCGCCGGCCGUGCGCCUCUUCGCUCUUCUCGUCGCUCUCACGCGAUCGACCGACCGAGCACUCGUCAUCUCCUCCUUCCGAUGCCUCACGGCUCUUUCCCAGAAUGACAAAUCCGAACCCGUCUUUGCCCUCUUCUCGUACCACGAGCACGCCCCUCUACCGAAGCCCUACCCGCACCCCAUCGACACCGCUGUCGAAUUGCUUCCCGUCGCCGACUUCGAGAUCUCCUCCGCCGUGCUCGACUUUAUGUACCAACACACCCUCAUCCCUUUGAACGCAAUCGCGUUCGCGGCUCGACCCGAUUUACGAGGUAUCCUGUCGCUCGUGACGACCAAGUUUCAUAUCGGCGCAAGGAAGGAGAUUGUCGAAGUGACGCUUCCGGUCAAGGGAGGACAGGCUGCCGAGUGGCAUCGCAAGUUGGCACCUCGACAUUCGUCCGACCCUGGGAUCGCAAUGCUCAACGUGCAGAACCCAGCUGAGUUAGAUGCGGAGGAGAGCGCCAAGUUGCGAGUCCUGAAUGAGCCGGAGAGGACGUUGACUUGGUAAGUCUUUUCCGUCUACUCUGUGCCUGGUGAAACGCCACACUGAUAUGUUUACGGAUCAUCUAUAGGAUGCGAUACGUUUUUGAAGCCGAUCCCGAAUCAAGUCUGACCCAGGUCGCGUUCUGGACGGCCUACCGAGCGGAGUUCGAGAAACCUUUGCCCACCGUCCCGAUGAGCGCACCUUUGCUCGCCGCCGCUGACGUGAUCAAGAUGUCGACCGAGGCGCACCCCACUGCGAUGCCGAUGGUUCAUCAAGAAGGGAGCGAGCGCAAGUUCAUCAUUCGGGGACUGCGAGUUCGCGAACGAGUUGGUGGGUGCCCCUUGCCUCACUUUUUCAAUAUAUUACGUCAAUUGACGCCUACUCAUUGCGGACUAUACUUGCAGAUCUCGAAAAGGUGUUUACGUGCAGAUGGACGGGCUGUGAUGCGGCGCACGGGUAUAAAUCGGCUUCUGCGCUGUACGCUCACCUCGAGCAGAGGCAUGUCUCUGUCGCUUCCCCCGCAACGAGCUGCUAUUGGACCAAAUGCCCCUUCACGACGUUGAACCGAAAGGAAAUGUUGGUCCAUGUGCGCGUGCACGUCCCCUCCCUACCACACCUCGACAUCGAGUCCCUCGCCGCCGAUCAUUCCACCGCAUUCACGACCUCGGCAGAUCGACUGAACCCACCUCCCGUGCUCGAUCCCACAAGUACGUUGAUGCAUCAUCGUUACCAUGCAGUUUUGGACGAUACGGGAGAACCAGCGGGGUUGGGCUUCCUCGCGUGCAUCGUCAUUCGUAAUGUCGCUCGAACGGUCAAGCUUUCGCUCGGUGCAGCAGCCGGAGGCGCUUCGGUCCAUUCGCUCAUGGGUCCAGGCGCGACGUCGAUCUUUGAACAGCUCGCUGCGGUCGAAGAGAGUGGUGGAGCGAACGCGACGAGGGAAAGUGUUUGGGCGAGGUUGGAACGACAUGAUUUCGCGGAGGCCAAGGUGGGGGCUGAGGCAUUGAUGGCGAUUGAGGAGAGGUUGAUCAUGACGACGUCGGAGGAUCAUGGAUUGGGCAAGAUCUUAGGCGAGGUGCUGGAUGUGGUGACGAGCUGUCGGAAACUCGCUGAUGAGGCGGCGGGGGAAAAGUCGGCUCAGGUCGCUGCGGCUGAAGGUAUGUAA